Molecule: messenger RNA, 2003 nt
Organism: Dreissena polymorpha
Lineage: Eukaryota; Metazoa; Mollusca; Bivalvia; Myida; Dreissenidae
Exons: 3
Coding region: 138-827 (229 amino acids)
Source: RefSeq, a predicted model, not a curated record
GGUGUUUUCACUUCAUAUACACGUAUAUUUGUAAAUGCAGCAUCAACAUACUAAAACAAUAUCCCGGAAAUAGAAAAAUAAUGCAUUUGAUUAUCAACCGUACUUUCGUUUAGACAACUGACGACAGAAAUGAUUCGAUGUACGAUGUGAGUCUAAAUGUAGUUUUCAUGCAGAUUCGUUCAUACGACACAAAGACACAAUUUUGUUUCACGGAUCAUUUCGGCUUAGAGGACUGGAUAAAAGCAGUAUGCCAGUGUGAUUUCAGAACAUUUCCAUUCGCACGGUUUCCUGAACACGUGAAAAUUCUGCAAGGAUACACUUUUAAGCCUCUUAUAACAAUGAUGGUGUUGAAAGAUAAUCCCUUCAUGGUAUGGAUGGAUGCAAGCAUUAGAUUUAAGACAUCCAACAUAUCUCAACUGAUAGAGGACGCCAGACGGCUGGAUCUCGUCUGCACUCUCUGUGGGCCCUCGGUGGCUUUCCGAACGCUUCCGAAAACGUUUUCAUACUUUGACGAGCAGCCAUGUGCUUUCAUACGCUUAGGCGAAAUCGGGGGAUUUUUUUAUAUCCUACGCUCCACUCCUUUUAUCAUGGAGAACGUAGUGAAACCAUUGGUGGCAUGCGCCCUUCUUUUAGACUGCAUGGUGCCAAGUGAUGGACCUCCUCUAAAAUAUCUUGCCGGCGGAGAGGACCUCGUGUAUGGUAAUUGUCAUAGGUUUGAUCAAUCAGUAUUGGCAAUAGUGUUAUAUCGCUCGUUUGGUACCGGUAUAUAUAACCGAACGCAAGCAUUUGAUAAUAAAUACUUUGAAUAUAAUCCAAAUGCAGAAUAAGUAUUUGCUCAUUAACGUGAUUUUAUUAUUGUUCUCCAAUAUAAGUAUUCCAAUUUUGUUCAGAAUGGAAGUCAUUGCUUUUAUUGGCUUUUUUUAUUGUUCUGCUGUAAAUUUGUGUAAUUUUGUUUUAUUUGAAUACGGUUUCAUUACUUACUGUUGCACUUGGUUCAAUACCUUGUGACAAGACAUUAUUUGCAUAUUUAUAUACAACUUUGUAGCAAAUUUGUCUUUAUAACAAGGCAUAUCAUCCAUGUGAUAUUUAUUUAACCUGUCGGGCUUAUGUAAUGGUAUGUUUCAAAAGAGUACUACUUUUUAAUGGGCUGAAUACUACGCUCAAUGCAACGGGGUUUGGUUGAUGUUUCCUUAUUUAAAACACUAUGAAUCGUUGUAUUGAUGUCAAACAAUAACAGGGUUUCGCAUCGGCACAUGUCAUAUCGACUAGUUACAUCCCCUUUCGACUUUUUUUCUGUCAGCUCUAUUCUCCAUUAAAAUACAGUAAUCGUGUACUUUAUUUUCUCAAUAAUUUGAACUAUUUUACAGAUAGAAGAAACCUCACUAAAUAAAUCAAAAACGGUUUUUGUUCUUAUUGUUUUAAAUAAUAUAAAGAAUGACAUGUCAUGCAAAAAAUCGAGCAUUUCGAUAAUUAUGGAUUGUACAAACAGAGCUAGAAUGAAUACCUGCUGGUACAAACAGAGCUAGAAUGAAUACCUGCUGGUACAACAGAGCUAGAAUGAAUACCUGCUGGUACAACAGAAACUAGAUGCAUGGAGUAAUGGGUUACCUUUUUUCUGAAAACAGAAUAUAUUAGAUGUUUCCGAUUUUGCAAACGAUAAGGAAAAGAAUCUGGUUUCAACUAGGGACUUUAAUAAACUAAAUUGUUUAUUUCAAAAGCAUAUUUGCGAUUUUUACAACAUUAUUUUAAAUCUUUGAACAAAUACAAUAGAACAGUGAAUGCACGCAAAACUAUUUUGAGUCGGAUAUAGAGCACAAUUCCAUAAUUUGGUGAUGUGGUCAUACUUUCAUUUAUUGGCAUGUAUUUAUAUUAUUAUUAUUAUCUAUAUACUAAAGCUGCAGAUAUUUUAAUUGGGUUAAUGUAAUUUUUUUUUCAAUAUGAACGAACGGUAUCUACUAAUAUUUUAUCUAUUGAUUUUAAAUCGAAAUCGCAUGUACAUCAAU